AUGCAUACUCACAGGAUUGAUACAUUUUUACUAUCCGAAAAUCUAAGGUUAGAGAUUGUUCAUGAAUCUAAUCCAUUUUUUGCUGGAGAGCCGAUUUCUAUGGUAAUUAGAUUGAGACAUUUAGGUUCAGGACAAGAAUAUUUAAAAUUGAAGAGAAAAAUAGAGAGCUUAGAAGAGAGUUUAAAUUAUAGCUUGGAGGAAAACAAUGAUGACUCCACUUCAAAUCUUAGUGAAUCCAAAAACAAAUCAAGACCUUCAGAUGAACAGAGUUGGUCAAUGAAAUCCUUAUUGAGUUCUCUUGUUACUAAUAACGAUCAAGAACUUUCAGCGGAAGAUAAGGCCAAAAAAGAAUUAAAGGAACACCUUUUGAAAUCAAUAGAGUAUCACAAACCAAUACAAUUAAUUACUGGCUACAUUCAAAUGUCGGGAUUUUUUCAGUUCGAUUCUAGCAUCAUUAGCGACGCAAGUUUUGAAAGCUUAGGAAAGAAGAAAAUAAGAUCAGAAGCGUCCACUACAUCAAAUGCAAUUCAACCAAGUGAUUUUGGUGAACCAAUAAAAGAAUUUGAUAAUAGUUCUAUUUUAAAGUACGUAAACUCCGAUUACAAUCUAGUAAAUAAUGGUCUAAUAUCCAAGAGUGAAAACCAAAUAUUAGGUUCUGAAAGUGCGAACUUGAUAGUCAAUGGUUUAAAUGUAGGUAACUCAGUUGAUUUCAACAGCUACCCAAUUUCUAUUAUUCCACAAUCAUUACUAUUUUCAGAAUUAUAUUUAGAACCAGACGAAGUUAAAAGUUUUCAUUUUAAAACACAGGCCUUACCAAAAGAUCUUCCACCAAGUUAUAACCAUUCAAAUACAAUAUCAAUAAAUUACUCAAUGAAAGUUGGUUUAAAUAAGUUAAUUGGUAAGGACAUAAAACAAGAGUUGGUAAAAUUUCCUGUCAAUAUUGCAUCAUAUGUGAGCCCCCUAAGUGAACAAUACACCGCUAAAUUAGAUAGUGAGACUAAAAUUUUAAAUGAAGGGAGCGUUAAAGAAUUGAAAAAAUCUAUCGUCAAUAGAAGAGUUUCGACAGUUUCAGUUUCAUCAACACAUAGUGGAUAUAGUAAAGAAGGAAAUGAUAACCUUGAACUUAUGCAAGAACUAAAACAAAGUUUCGUAAAUCUAGUUGAAGCAAAUUCUACGAAUACGAAAGAUAUAGAAGAGUUAGUUGAUAUUCAAAUAAAAAAACAAUUUCCAGAACCAGCUAGUCCGGAUGAGGAUUUAAGGAUGGAAACUGGAAAUAAUGACAUUAAAAAUUAUUUGAACAAGCAUGAUUCAAAAGUUAGAAAAAACAUUGCAAAUUUAUACAAUAUCGACUCGUUUAAAGGAAUAACAGAACAGGGCAAUGAUAACAACAAAGAGAUUUUAAUUCCACAAAUAAAAAACUUACAAUAUUCAUAUCAGAUCAAUAGGAAUGGUCAAUAUAUAGCCAAUCUAGUACUUUCUAAACCGUUCUACACAACCACCGAUGAUAUUGAAAUGAUUUUGAAAUUUGAUCAAAGCUUGUCUCAGAAAUUUAAAGUCACCGCAGUUACUGCCUCCUUAGAAAGUUUUGAGCUUAUAUCGCCAGCUUUUAAUGGGGCUGGUAGCGACAACAAAAGGCCAAAAGGUAAUCCUAUUUAUGAGACCCAUGUAAUAUCAUUCGAUGAAUGUAACACAAUUCCUCUUAAGAUAUUACUACCUAAAUCACCUGCUACUCAAUUGACGGGUCAAUUCAAAACGGAUAUCUUUCAAUUAAAAUGGAUGCUGGUAUUCAAAUUUGUGCUAAUUCCUAGGGAAGAUGAUUAUAUUCUUGAACAAUUUUAUGAAGAUAAAAAAGGCCAUUUGUUACAUGCAAAAGAAAAUGUAGAAGGUGAAGAAUUCAUCUGUAAUAUACCGAUUACAUUAUUACCGUCAUCUUACGCAUAUGGUGGUUGGUAA
Messenger RNA from Tetrapisispora phaffii CBS 4417, 1953 nucleotides. It is a transcript of the gene RGP1, whose product is annotated as Rgp1p. NCBI's taxonomy places the organism in Eukaryota, Fungi, Ascomycota, Saccharomycetes, Saccharomycetales, Saccharomycetaceae. The record is from RefSeq and is a predicted model, not a curated record. Gene Ontology annotation, biological process: retrograde transport, endosome to Golgi. The transcript has a single exon. Gene Ontology annotation, cellular component: Ric1-Rgp1 guanyl-nucleotide exchange factor complex; Golgi membrane. Bases 1 to 1953 code for a protein of 650 amino acids.